Molecule: messenger RNA, 4534 nt
Organism: Puntigrus tetrazona (Sumatra barb)
Lineage: Eukaryota; Metazoa; Chordata; Actinopteri; Cypriniformes; Cyprinidae
Exons: 4
Coding region: 1341-2951 (536 amino acids)
Molecular function (GO): GTP binding
Source: RefSeq, a predicted model, not a curated record
GCCUAGCUAUUUAACUGCAUUCAUCACACGUGAAUCCCUGAUCACCGACAGAGAGAGAUAAACUACAUGUGUGGCAAGCGGUGCAAGUGACGGAAGGGCGUUUGAGUCUUUUCCUCCCUUUCCUUCGGGUUAGCCUUGUGACACAGAUCGAUGAUGCUAAUACGUCGUACUAAGAAAAAGUUUUUAAAUAUAAGUGCAGUGACUUGUGGCCAGAAAUCUGUCCGAAACCCAUCCAAAGUGAACAGACACCUGGGGCACCUGGGGAGCAUUUGGGGGCUCAGUGCCUUGCUUAAGGGUCUCACCUUCCUAAAGAACAUACUUGAGUUUGUCCAAUGUAUAGUUUGGACUAUCCCAUUUUCCUGAGAGCAGCUUGACUCCUGAAUCUCCUGGGUGAUUGUAGCUAAGUUCGAGGCCUCAGUUGUUGAGGGGUUUGAAGUCAGAGCUGAAGACACAUAACACCAGCGUUCCUCUGUCACCAUACAGCCAGACAAUCACGGUACAUUAUAAACCCUUUAAAACGCCAAUUAAAGCAAUAUCACACGGUUUGAUCUGUUAUGAAAUAGUGGCGCAAUACUGAUCCUGAUCCUUUUUAAGUGGUUUAGGAAAGAAUAUAAACCUCAUGUUACUAAAAUGGGACAGAAAACCACCUGCAGAGUCUCAGUCACACUUGUAAACACAACACUAAAACUACUUUCAGGGUAACGCCCGGAUCUGCACUGCCGAGCGAUCUGUCAAAUUUAAUCCAUUCCAUUUUCAUAAACAAAUUUGUAAAGGGAAAUCAAAUUUAACUGAAAACUGCCUGACGAAUAUUGGUGAACUUGUAAAACAAACCAAAUAUUUUUUGAAAUAUUUUGUGAGGUGAAUAUUGAUUAUUACAAUUUUUAACAAUGAAAAAGUUUGUGAAAUGUAAGCUCUCUUAAUUGCAAUUCAUUUUUUUCCAUCUGAGGAACUCAAGCUUUUCAUUUUAAAUCGUUUUGGCAUUAAUUUUGUUCCUUAAAUGUGUGUGUGUGUGUGUGUGUCUUCUUAAUUUGUGCUUUUUUAAAGUAUUAAUGUGGAUGCAUUUUUCACCAGCGUCGAAGAUACAUUUCUGCUCUGUGAUAAGCAGAACGGACCAUAAAGUUAAAUUUGAUUUAUACCUUUUUUUGAUUAAUAUUUUCUGUUAAAAAAUGACCAGUUUAGUAUGCUUUCGCUUUCCCUUAAUCUCUCCCUGUUCCAUUUUAUGCUAAUCUAAGCAAGGUAUGAAACACUCCUUGUGGCCAUAAUAGAAAUGAGGAUUACAGCAGACUGGAGUGUCAGUGAAGGUCUUCUGUAAGGUCAACACAUUUAAUUGAGUGAUCACCAUGUAUACCAGAAAACCAAAUCUUCCACCUGGCAAACCAACUUUAAUUGACAAUGGUCCUCCAAAACGAUUUUGUCUACAUACACAGAGAAAAGUGCUUGAUGCCAAUGAAAAAGUCAGAAAAUGGACUUUUGGGUUAAGAGAUAUCACUAAACAAAACAAAAUUGUUCUGCUGGUGGGAGAAACUGGUGCUGGUAAGACAACUCUUAUUAACACCAUGGUCAACUACUUAUUGGGAGUCAAGUUUGAGGAAGAAGAGUGGUAUGAAAUCACAGAAGAAGCAACAGCAAGAGACCAAUCACAAUCACAAACCUCUGAAAUCACCAUGUAUGAGGUCUUUCCUGUAAUGAGUAACAUAUCUCUCACCAUCAUUGACACUCCAGGAUAUGGAGACACUAGAGGACUAGAAAAAGAUCUGGAGGUUGCUGAGAAUUUAUCAGCUCUAUUUCAGAGCAAUGAUGGAGUUCGUGAAAUUGAUGCUGUGUGUUUUGUGAUUCAAGCAUCUAAGAAUCGUCUCUCAGAUAGACAGCAUUACAUUAUUAGUUCAAUUCUGUCUUUAUUUGGGAAUGACAUUGUGAACAACAUUGUGUUUCUAAUAACACACUCUGAUGGUCUGCCACCAAAAAACGUCCUCAGUGCUAUUAACAAAGCUAAAGUCCCCUGCAGACAUGACCACAAAAACCAGCCUGUUUAUUUCUUAUUCAACAAUCGACAGGCUGAUGACCGUCACACUGGAGAACGUUACAUACGUGCUCAAAGAGACAUAUGGUUCGACAGCAUGGAAGAGACAAAGAAAUUUCUUCAGUCUCUGGAUGAAAUUAACAGAAGAAGUUUAAAUUUGACUUCACAAGUCCUGAUCGAGCGCAUUCAGUUUGAAGCAUCAAUCUGCAACUUACAGUUGCGGAUUAAGGAGACGGAGCUGAAAAAGGCUGAAAAACUUCAGAUUCAGGAGACAAUAAGACAAAACAAGAACAGUAUUGAGGAGUCUGAAAACUUUACGAUUAAUUUCAAAAAGACUUUCAAAGAGAAAGUUACCAUUGAAGGCACAUCAUGGAAGCACAGGAAAGCGACAAUCUGCACAGUCUGUGAGGAAAACUGCCAUGAGUUUGACUGCUGGUGGGUUUCUGAUCCCAGCAAGUGUAAAGUCAUGAAAAACGGUUACUGCACUGUCUGCACAGGGAAAUGUCAUUACAGCAAACAUGUCAAAGAAAACAAGAAAUAUAGCAUCAGCACCACAAGCUUCAUGAUGGAAUUCAAUGAUUUAAAUAAGGAAUGUAAAAAAUUUCAAGAGCGAACCAAGAGGUUUUCAGUUGUAAUGGAUUACCUUGACAAAGAUCUAAGGGAAAUUGAAACCCAUAAGUCAAUUCUUCUGUUCAAUGCUUACAAGACCAUCCAGAAUCUAUCUCAGAUCGCAUUAAAGCCAGACUCGGCCUUCACUCUUCAGCAUCUCAACUUCUUCAUUCCCAGAUUAAAGGAGGCUGGUAAAGUAAACUGGGUCCAAGAGCUGGAGGAAAUGAGGAAAACCGCUGAAGCUGAGGAAGCAAAUAAAGAUGCUCUGAGUUAUCUGAAAGCUGGCAUCGCAAAACUAGAACUUUUCUCUGGUGAUCAGUGAACAAAUUGAGAAGGGAGAAGAGAUAAAUCAAUGAAAAUACAGAACAUCACUUACAAUAAUUAAUAAACACAGAUGACAUUCUGUAGAUCUAAAAAAAAUGAUAAAUGUAAUAAUACAAUUGAACUGCUUUAGUGUUUAAAUAAAAGGCAGUUCAAUCUGUUAUAAUAACUCCAAUAAUAAAUUAGUUUAUAGAAUUUUUUUUUUUAGGGCUGCCCCCUAAUCGUUAGUUGACCAGAAGAGGCUUGGUUGACCAAAAUUUUUGCAGCCUAUGCAUAUUAACCUGAUUGAUUUUCAUUAGAUAUGCGCAUUUACACCUUACAUAAUAUUUUUCUUGCGUGAGGUACUUCUGUUUUGUAUGUUAACAUGACAUUUACAAAAAGCACAAAGCUACUACGAUUUAUUGCAAAAAUAGGCUAAAACGUGAUGCUCGGAAAAGGCACGUUUCAAGAUAUUCGGCUAAUCAAAGAAGAUUACAAAGAAUGGCUUCUCACUUGAAAUGUUUCCUCCCAUUAACAGUGUGACCGCAAGUUCUCAAAAACGUUCUCAAAAGCAUUUUACUAAGUAAAAGGCCUUAAAAGUCUUAAAUUGAGAUUCGAUGGGUCUUAAACAUUUUCAUAUACAGAUCCAUCGAAUUAAAUAAUUGUUCUCCUAAUUAUUCUUCUUAAAAAGUAAAAAAUGUUACAUUAUUUAUAACAUGAAGCAGUUAAGCAACAUAUCAUGGCAAGGGAGCUAACUGCUAAAUAUUCUUCUCACAAUUGCAAAUGUCACAUUGAUUUUAGUUCAAUAAAAGUUUUAAAACAAUAAUCUCACAACAUUAAUGCAAUGUAAUUUUGCGGUGUAAAUUAAUUUGUUGGAUAGCAGCCUUGUAAAUUGUGUAAACUGAAUCUAUUGAUAAUUUCUAAAAAGUUGACAUAUGAAAUAUGAUGCAUACAUUUAAUGAUGUGUUUAAAAAUGACCUCCAUAGUAAAGUAAAUAAUAUCCUGAGGCUAAUAUAAAAAUUUUUGUUGAUGGCUUGGACAUACGAUUAAAUAAUACGAUUUUUGCUCAUUCCUGCAUUUUAGUGAUAUAAUAGCUUCCAGAUUAAACAAGGCGUGUUGUUGUGCUUCAUAAUUCCUUCUGUACAAAACGUGAGAAGUUUCUAUGCAUUCAUUUGAGCUUUUGCAGAUAUAGCAGUUGAGGACCACCAUAUAAGGUCAAAGUUUCUUUUGCACGUCUAAUAAGAGAAGCUUGUUGCAACAAUGUAGAAAAAGGAGAAUUUAUGUAACCGACUCCUGAGUAGAAAUUAGUAUCGCUUAUGCUGGUACAACUGCGAGUAGAAGACUUUUUCAUUGUUAUUUUGAGUUAUUGUUUAAUAAAGCGAAGCCAUCUCAAUGGUGAUGUGAUAAACUUUUCUUUAAAUAAAAACUUCUGGACUUCUCUUGCUUCUCUCUGCACUUCACAUCCUGCACUGUGCUCUGCUCCGCAGUUACAUUUAACCUUUGCGUCCUUUUCUCAUUUACCAUACUCAUGUUCAGCCUCACUGCUGUGCCGUAUGCCCCAUUCUUUGACAUUUGUAGCAUCUGAGAGGUAUAGGGAUAUACUUC